Odocoileus virginianus texanus is the source of this 1878-nucleotide messenger RNA. It is a transcript of the gene LPXN, whose product is annotated as leupaxin. The record is from RefSeq and is a predicted model, not a curated record. Gene Ontology annotation, cellular component: filamentous actin; stress fiber; adherens junction. NCBI's taxonomy places the organism in Eukaryota, Metazoa, Chordata, Mammalia, Artiodactyla, Cervidae. Gene Ontology annotation, biological process: actin cytoskeleton organization; muscle structure development. Gene Ontology annotation, molecular function: muscle alpha-actinin binding; transcription coregulator activity; actin binding.
UUUGCGGUCCUCUUCUCAGCAUAUGCCAACGCAGUGCUCUGCGACCUGUGUGUGGCACCAGGGCAUCUUGGGUGUGAGACAAUGGAAGAACUGGAUGCCUUGUUGGAGGAACUGGAACAUUCUACCUUCCAGGAAAGUGAUGACUACUCCAAGGCAGCUUCCCCUCCCUUGGAUCAGCAUUCCAGAAAGGAGAGUAACCUUGCUGAGACUUCAAAGGUCCCUUCCAUUCCUGAUGACACGAAUCCCUUUCCGGUGCAGCUUGUGUAUACUACCGAGAUCCAGGAACCCAAUGUCUACAGUGAGAUUCAAGAGCCGAAGGCAUCACCACCAGCUUCUAAAACCUCGGCCGCCGCACAGCUGGAUGAGCUGAUGGCCCAUCUGUGUGAAAUGCAGCGUCAGGUUACAGUGAAAGCAGAUGCCAGCAAGAAACCCGUAUCUGACGAGCAGGAUCACAAGGCCUCCCUGGACUCCAUGCUGGGGGGCUUGCAGCAGGACUUGCAGAACCUGGGAAUUGCCACAGUGCUCAAGGGCCACUGUGCCUCCUGCAAGAAACCGAUCGCUGGAAAGGUGAUCCACGCGCUGGGGCAGGCCUGGCAUCCCGAGCACUUCGUGUGCGCCCACUGUAAGGGGGAGAUCGGCUCCAGCCCCUUCUUCGAGCGGAGCGGCCUGGCCUACUGCGCCGAGGACUACCACCGCCUCUUCUCUCCGCGCUGCGCCUACUGCGCCGCCCCCAUCCUGGACAAAGUGCUGACGGCCAUGAACCAAACCUGGCACCCGGAGCACUUCUUCUGCGCUCACUGUGGAGAGGUGUUCGGUGAAGAAGGCUUUCACGAGAAGGACAAGAAGCCGUAUUGCCGGAAGGACUUCCUGGGCAUGUUCGCACCCAGGUGUGGCGGCUGCAACCGGCCAGUGCUGGAAAACUACCUUUCGGCCAUGGGCACCGUCUGGCAUCCAGAGUGCUUCGUGUGCAGGGACUGCUUUAGCGGUUUCUCUACCGGCUCCUUCUUCGAACUGGACGGGCUCCCCUUCUGUGAGCUGCACUACCAUCAGCGCCGGGGGACCCUCUGCCGCGGGUGUGGGCAGCCCAUCACGGGCCGCUGCGUCAGCGCCAUGGGCCACAAGUUCCACCCCGAGCACUUCGUGUGCGCCUUCUGCCUGACUCAGCUGUCCAAGGGGGUCUUCAAGGAGCAGAACGACAAGACCUACUGUCACGCCUGCUUCAGCAAGCUCUUCCCCGUGUGAUCUCAGCUGAACCCACACACGCCCUCUUCCGAUCUGCGUGAAAAUUGAAGCCAAGAGAGGCAAGCGUACAUUUCUAGUUCCUGACUUUCUGCUCAGUAGGCUUAGAGAGAAAGCCGAGGUGAUGGACAAGGAAGGGAGCGUCUAGAGGUGACGUGACUAGGCUUGAAGUUUUGAUCUCAAGCCUUUUUUUUUUUUUUUUAACAAUGCAGUUGAAUUUUGAUCUGGGGCCUGCUAUCUAGGGCCUCGGCAGGUGUAUCUUCACAUGCACGCAUCCAUUCCACUCCUGCCCUCCUCAGCUCUCUCCACUCUCACCUCUAUUGAUGGUCCUGCAGAUCCAUCUUCUCUGCUUGGCCUUAGGAACUGGGUCUUUUCAGCUACCCCCGUUUCCCUGUGGCUGACUUUCCCACAGUCACUGCUGCGGGCUUUGUUCCUGCUUUUUUUAAUAGGAGGAUGAUUGCUUUACAACAUUGUGCUGGUCACGGUAGGGCUUUAUUCUUGCUGUUAGGCAUCAUGUGUCACUCUUAAGUUCCUUGUCUUUCCCUUCAGUGUAUUUCUCCUUUUCAAGAGAAAGUAGAUUUUAACUGGAAAACUUUGAAUCCUGACAUCACUGAUAAAUAAAGGAACUUGUGGUUUUAA